AUGUUGCUGAGGCUGCAGACCUUCGCCCCCCCCUCGCCCUGUGCCUCCCCCCAGGACCUGGCUAGUGGGGUGGCCCUCGCCCACGUCCUGCACAGCAUCGACGCCUCGUGGUUCAACGAGACAUGGCUGGGCCGGAUCCGGGAUGAUGCUGAGGAUAACUGGCGGCUGAAGGUGAGCAACCUGCGGAAGGUGCUGCAAAGCGUCCUGGAGUACUGGCAGGAUGUGCUGGGCCAGGCGGUGGCGGAGCAGCACGUGCCCGACGUGGCGCUGGCAGCCCAGCACGCUGACCCGGAGCAACUGGGCAAACUGGUGCGGCUGGUGCUGGGGUGCGCUGUGAGCUGCGAGAGGCGGGAAGAACAUAUCCAGCGCAUCAUGACACUGGAGGAGUCGGUGCAGCACGUGGUGAUGACGGCCAUCCAGGAGCUUUUGGAUAAAGAGCCGUCAGAGACGAUGGCGGUUGAGAUGUAUGGGAACUUCGACACACAGUCACGGCGCUAUUACUUUCUGAGCGAGGAGCCCGAGGAGGCCGGGGGACCGCAGCAGCGCUGCCUUGAACUGGAGCAGCAGGUGGCGGUGCUGCUGGAGGAGAAGGGCAGCCUGGCGGAGGAGAACCGGGUGCUGCGGGAGGAGAAGGCGCAGCUGGAGGCUGACGCCGCUGGUGCUACCACCAAGAAGCUGCUGUUGCUGCAGACACAGGUGGAGCAGCUGCAGGAGGAGAAUUACCGGCUGGAGAGCGGGAAGGAGGAGCUGCGGGCACGCUGCAACAGGCUGGAGCGGGAGGCGCGGGGGCUGCAGGCACGAGCAGAGGAGCUGAGCGGCCUGGCCGGGGAGGCCCGGGCCCUGCGCGAUGAGAUGGACGUGCUGAGGGCAUCGUCGGCACGUGCAGGGCGGCUGGAGGCGGUGGAGGAGCUGAGUGGGCAGCAGGCAGAGGCAGAGCAGCGGGCAAAGAAAUGGCAGGUGGAGUUCAGGAACCUGCAGGAGAAGUUCGAGGCGUUGAACAAGGAGAAGGAGCGGCUGCUGGAGGAGCGGGACACUCUGCGUGAGGCCAACGAGGAGCUGCGCUGCUCUCAGGUGCAGCAGAGCUGCCAGGCAGUGCUGGAGAAGGGGACGGCCCCAGCAGGAAACCUAGCAGCCGAAAUCCUCCCAGUGGAGCUGAGGGAGACAGUGGCGCAGCUGCAGCAGGAGAACCGGCGGCUGCAGGCACAGGAGGUGACGCUCCGGCUCCAGCGGGAUCAGCUCCAGCGGCAGCUGCGUGAUGCCGACCGGCAGAGGCUGGAGUCCACGGGGGUGGCGGAGCUGCGUACAGUGCUGGAGGAUCAGGGGGACACCACAGAGGAGUUGCUGCUGCUGGAGGAGACGCUGGAGGAGCUCAAGGAGCUGCCCAAGGCAGGGGCAGAGCUGCAAGGGAAGGAGGAACUGGAGCCACGCAGGGAUGGCAGCGGGUCACAGGACGUGGAGGAGCUGCAGCGCAGCCUGCGCCGGAGGGAGGAGACCCUGCACGUCCUGGAACAGCGCUGCCGUUGGCAUGCUGGGGGGGCCCGCACGGUGUUGCGGGCGCUGGAGCCGAAGCCCCCUGGCCCCACGGUGGCCCCCGCCCUCCGUGCCCUCCGGAACCAGCUGCAGGAGAAGGAUGCCCUGAUCCGGCACCUGGAGAGUGACUGCGAGCGGAGCCGUGCACAGCGGGAGCGGGAGGAGCAGCUGCUCGUCACCGCCUGGUACAACAUGGGCCUGGCACUGCAGCAGCAGGCAAGUGAGGGAGUGGGGCCACGGGCCCCCCCCGGGGGGGUUCAGUCCUUCCUAGCCCAGCAGCGCUUGGCCACAGCUGCCCGCCGCACCCGGCCCCCCCAUGGCCGCCCCCCCAACCGCUGA
Haliaeetus leucocephalus (bald eagle) is the source of this 1869-nucleotide messenger RNA. RefSeq names its product hook microtubule-tethering protein 2 (gene HOOK2). The record is from RefSeq and is a predicted model, not a curated record. Gene Ontology annotation, molecular function: dynein light intermediate chain binding; microtubule binding. The coding region runs from base 1 to 1869 and encodes 622 amino acids. NCBI's taxonomy places the organism in Eukaryota, Metazoa, Chordata, Aves, Accipitriformes, Accipitridae. Gene Ontology annotation, biological process: cytoskeleton-dependent intracellular transport; cytoplasmic microtubule organization. The transcript is spliced from 22 exons. Gene Ontology annotation, cellular component: cytoplasm; centrosome.